CAACUUGAAUUCAGUACUUUUGACUGAAACCUGCCAUCAACACAGAACCACUAAUCACUAUGCCCAAGGGUACGACUCCGAAAAAUACGGCAGCUAGGCCGCCAUACAAGGUAAAGUCUGCUGGUACGAAAACAGGUAUCCUCCCCGACAGUUCAGAAGAUUCCACCCCAACUCCUCAGGCUCUCCAGGCCAGUACUAUGACUGAGGAGCAACCUGCAGAAUCGAUAAUUAAAAUCUCCCGACAGGAGUCAGUCGAGAAGGAUAUUCCGGGGAAAGUGGGGGACGAGCUACUUCCCAAAGCUGCAUCCAAGGGUGACGCAGGUGCUAGUGCCCCCACGAAACAAACGCCGGAAGGAAAGGAGCCCUUGCAGGGAGCGGAGACGAUGCCCGCUAGGGCCACCGAAAGGGGUUCCGGGCAAUCUCAACCUGAAGUUUGUGAACAAAGUUGCGGAAUUACCAAUACAUGUGAUUGUGAUGGAUGGGUGCCUGACGAACGGUUCGAACAAUGGGUGGUUGGAGAAGUUGAAGCGAGAGCAGCUGAAGCUGGCAUGUCGACUGGUGAUUGGAUUGCCAGUGAAUGUGGUGACUAUGACUGGUACCCCUAUGAAGAGGGAGCGUUCGAUGGCAUGGCGAAGGACGAUGCUGAUGCAAAGAUGGCUCAGAUCUUCCGUUCGUAUGGACAGUGAGCAUGCUAGCAUAGGCCUCACACAAACAGAACCGAUCAACUUGAAGUUAUGAGCAAAACAGCAUGUAUAUGUUCGAU
This is a messenger RNA of Suillus bovinus, 763 nucleotides long. RefSeq lists its product as uncharacterized. The record is from RefSeq and is a predicted model, not a curated record. Lineage: Eukaryota; Fungi; Basidiomycota; Agaricomycetes; Boletales; Suillaceae. The coding region runs from base 60 to 686 and encodes 208 amino acids. The transcript is spliced from 4 exons.